UCUUCCAGACGCAUCCGGAACUUCCCGCUGCACAGCCAGGCCCUGACAGCAGUUCCGCUGGGCUCUGCCCGCCUGAUGGACCAGCUGGAGGACCGAAUCCUCAGCCAUGAGAAGACCACGGCGGCCCUGGUGGAGCACGCCUUCCGCAUCAAGGAGGACAUCGUCUCCACGCUGCACCACAUGCAGCACAAGGGCGGCGGGGACCGGCUGGCCAGGCAGCUGCUGGAGGAGCACAUCCGCAACAUCACCGCCAUUGUCCGGCAGCUGAACCGGGACAUCGAGGCUCUGCAGGAGCAAAUCCGGGUCAGGGACAACCUGAGCUAUGGAACAAACUCCACCUUGAAGAGCCUGGAGAUGCGGCAGCUGUCUGGGCUGGGGGACCUUCGUGGACGGGUUUCCAGGUGCGACGCAGGGCUGGCCAGAGUCUCCGCCGAGCAUAAGGUCACCUACGAGAGGCUCCAGAGCCUCAGCAAAGAGCAGCAAGCGACCAAGUUGGUCCUGGAGUCCAAAAUCAAGGAAACAGAGAUACAGAUUUCGCACCUCCUGAGCAGAAUCGAGCAAUCCGUCAUGCAACAAGACGCGAAGCUCAAACUGGCCUACAAAGAGAGCAGCCAGCAGCUCCAUCUUCUGGAGGCCAAGCUGCAGGACGCCAUCGACCGCCUCACCAGCCAGAUCUCCUCUGCCCGCAGCCAGAUGGAGCAGGAGCAGGAGCUCUUUGAGAAGAAGUUCCUGGACAAGAUGGACCAGCUUUUCCUGGCCCUCAAGGAGAAGAGCGAAACGGACAGCCGGGCCCUGGAGGGGCAGCUGAGCGAGAUCCACGGGAAGCUGCAGAAAAUGGAGGCCGGGCAGAAAUGUGCAGCCCGGGAGCCAGAGGCGAACCAGGCCGAGGACAGGAUGAGUGUCCAGCUCAGCAAGCUCCAGUCUGAUUUCACUGAGGACAUCAAGGAAGUUAAGGCAGAGGUCAGCGCUGGACUCAGCACCAUCUACGAGAGCAUCGGGUCCCUGCAGCAGGUCCUGGAAUCGAAAAUGAAGCUGGACAAGGAGGAGCUGCAGAAGCAGAUUCAGCAGCUGAAGUGA
Messenger RNA from Pseudonaja textilis, 1077 nucleotides. The record is from RefSeq and is a predicted model, not a curated record. NCBI's taxonomy places the organism in Eukaryota, Metazoa, Chordata, Lepidosauria, Squamata, Elapidae.